Suricata suricatta (meerkat) is the source of this 7236-nucleotide messenger RNA. It is a transcript of the gene TUT4, whose product is annotated as terminal uridylyl transferase 4. The coding region runs from base 534 to 5525 and encodes 1663 amino acids. The transcript has 31 exons. Gene Ontology annotation, molecular function: zinc ion binding; RNA uridylyltransferase activity; nucleic acid binding. NCBI's taxonomy places the organism in Eukaryota, Metazoa, Chordata, Mammalia, Carnivora, Herpestidae. The record is from RefSeq and is a predicted model, not a curated record.
GCAGUACUUGUGGUCGCGGAAGCCGCAGCAGAAGACGGCGGCCGCCUCGCCCCCUGGCCGCGGGCAGCUGAAGCCACGCACCACCUCCUGCUCGGCGCUCACGUAGCUCGUGCAGGCGCCGCUCAUCGCGCCCCGCGCCGGCCCGCGGCCACCUCGGGCCACCAGACGGCCGGGCGAGGGACGGCCGGAGACAGAACCGAGGCUGAGAAAGGCAGAGACUGCGAGAGAAAGAAGCGGAGAGAAGCAGCGAGACAGAGGGAGGCGCGGCGAGAGGCGCGGAGACGCAGCGGUUAGAGAUCUAGACUCCGCGAGGACCGGACCGAGAGAGGCGAGCAGGUGCUGCAGAUUCACUGAUAACCUAGAUACGACUCGGUCCUUGCUCGAACAGAGCCCUAGUCAAGGGCAGAAGGCAGAAGGCAGAUGAGUAAGCGGGCAAGAACAUUUGUUUGCCUAAUCUGGACUUGAAGCAGUUCAACUACGAGAAAUCUUCCAUUUUACAGUAUCACAAUUUGGAAGAAGAAGGUUUUCAAAUAAUGGAAGAGUCUAAGACCUCUAAAAAUGAAAAUCAUGAACCAAAGAAGAAUGCUUGGGUUCUUUCAGAAGAAAGCAAAGCAGUUAAAGUUAUAUCUAAUCAAACUUUGAAAGCUAGAAAUGAUAAAUCCAUAAAAGAAAUUGGGACCAGCUCUCCAAAUAGGAAUAGUAGUAAAAAAAAUAAGCAAAAUGAUAUUUGUGUAGAAAAGACAGAGGCUAAAUCAUGUAAAGUAAGUGUUGCCAACGUAGCAAGCCCUAAAGAUUUGGGACUAGUCCUUCGAGAUCAAAGUCAUUGCAAAACAAAAAAAUCACCCAAUUCACCAGUAAAAGCAGAGAAGGUACCUGUUUCACAGGCAAGAGCAGAAAAAUCACCAAAGUCACCUAAUUCACCAGUGAAAACAGAAAAGACACCCAGCUCCCAGACAACAGCAGCAGAAAAGGCACUUAGUUCACAGAGGAAAACAGAAAAAGCACCCAUUUCUCAUAUGAAAUCAGAAAAAGUCCUUGGUUCACUAACAGAACCAGAGAAGGCACCCACUUUACCGUUUAAAGAAAACAUGCGACAGAUAGAAUUACAGCAGAUUGGAAAAAAAAUUCCAAGUUCCUUUACUUCUCUGGACAAAGUGAAUAUUGAUGUUGUAGAGGGAGAAAAAUCUUUGGAAAACUCACCACGAUCUCAGAAGCAGCAAGCAUGUACAGAUAAUACUGGUGAUUCCGAUGAUAGUGCUUCAGGAACUGAAGACAUAUCAGAUGAUAUGAGUAAAAUGAAGAUUGAUGAAUCUAAUAAAGAAAAUUCUUCAGAGAUGGACUAUUUAGAAAAUGCUACUGUGAUAGAUGAAUCUGCAUUAACACCUGAGCAGAGACUAGGCUUGAAACAAGCAGAAGAACGCUUAGAAAGAGAUCACAUCUUUCGACUUGAAAAACGCUCACCAGAAUAUACCAACUGCCGGUAUCUAUGCAAACUUUGCUUAAUUCACAUUGAAAACAUCCAGGGAGCUCAUAAACAUAUAAAGGAGAAACGACAUAAGAAAAAUAUUUUGGAAAAACAGGAAGAAAGUGAGCUACGUUCUCUGCCACCUCCUUCCCCUGCCCACUUGGCUGCUUUAAGUGUUGCAGUUAUUGAAUUAGCAAAAGAACAUGGAAUAACAGAUGAUGACCUCAGAGUCCGUCAGGAAAUUGUGGAGGAAAUGUCAAAGGUUAUAACAACAUUUUUACCAGAGUGUUCACUUAGGUUGUAUGGCUCAUCUCUGACUAAGUUUGCUCUGAAAAGUAGUGAUGUUAAUAUAGAUAUAAAAUUUCCUCCCAGGAUGAAUCAUCCAGAUCUUCUGAUACAAGUGCUUGGGAUUUUAAAAAAAAGUGUAUUAUAUAUAGAUGUGGAAUCUGAUUUUCAUGCUAAAGUUCCUGUUGUGGUGUGCAAAGAUCGGAAAAGUGGUUUACUUUGUAGAGUGAGUGCAGGAAAUGAUAUGGCAUGCCUCACUACUGAAUUACUUGCUGCUCUUGGCAAGAUGGAACCUGUCUUUACUCCUUUGGUGUUAGCCUUUCGCUACUGGGCUAAGUUAUGCUAUAUUGACUCCCAAACUGAUGGUGGAAUCCCUUCUUACUGUUUUGCUUUAAUGGUGAUGUUUUUUCUACAACAAAGAAAACCCCCUCUUCUUCCUUGCUUACUUGGAAGUUGGAUUGAAGGCUUUGACCCAAAAAGAAUGGAUGACUUUCAGCUGAAGGGCAUAGUAGAAGAGAAGUUUGUGAAGUGGGAAUAUAAUUCAAGUAGUGCAACUGAGAAAAACUCAAUUGCUGAGGAAAACAAAGCUAAGGCAGACCAACCAAAAGAUGAUACCAAGAAGACAGAAACAGACAACCAAAGUAAUGCCAUGAAGGAAAAACAUGGCAAAUCUCCUUUAACAUUGGGAACACCAAAUCAGGUAUCCCUGGGACAAUUAUGGUUAGAGCUGCUAAAAUUUUACACACUGGAUUUUGCUUUGGAAGAAUAUGUCAUAUGUGUACGUAUACAAGAUAUUUUAACAAGAGAAAACAAAAACUGGCCUAAAAGGCGAAUAGCCAUUGAAGAUCCAUUUUCAGUUAAGAGGAAUGUUGCACGGAGCUUAAACAGCCAGCUUGUUUACGAAUACGUUGUGGAGAGAUUCAGGGCAGCUUAUCGGUAUUUCGCCUGUCCUCAGAGGAAGGGUGGAAAUAAAUCUACAGUGGAUUCCGUGAAAAAAGAGAAGGGGAAAAUAAGCAAUAAGAAACCAGUGAAGUCUGACAAUAUGACAUCCAAUUGUAUUCUACGUGGAGAAAGCACAGAAAAAAUAAAUGCAGAAAGAGGUCAAUCUGAUAAAUAUGAUGAAGUGGAUCGUACAUCACAGAGAUGUAUUACUGAAGAUGACAGUUUAUUGGUAAAUGAGCUAGAUUUGGCUGAACUUGGACAGAAAUCUUCAUCUCUUUCUACUAGUGGAGGCAGUGAAUUAGAACCAAAAUCAAUUAAGAAACAAGAUGAUUUAGCACCCUCAGAAACUUGUUUAAAAAAGGAACUCAGCCAGUGUAAUUGCAUUGGUUCUAAAUCCCCUGACCUAGAUGAAUCCACUGGUACAGACUGCCGGUCAAAUAUAGACACAGAGAGUUCACAUCAGAUUGUGAGCACUGACACAUCUGCUACCUCCUGCAACUGCAAAGCUACAGAAGAUGCUUCUGACUUUAAUGAUGAUGAUAACCAUCCCACCCAGGAAUUACAUUAUGUGUUUGAUAAGUUUAUUUUAACCUCUGGCAAGCCACCAACGAUAGUAUGCAGCAUCUGCAAAAAAGAUGGCCAUUCAAAAAAUGAUUGUCCAGAAGAUUUCAGGAAAAUUGAUCUAAAACCUCUACCACCAAUGACAAAUCGAUUUCGGGAAAUACUUGAUUUAGUAUGUAAAAGAUGUUUUGAUGAGUUAUCACCACCCUUUUCUGAACAACACAACAGAGAACAAAUUUUAAUUGGCUUGGAAAAGUUUAUUCAGAAAGAAUAUGAUGAAAAGGCCAGAUUGUGCUUAUUUGGCUCUUCUAAGAAUGGAUUUGGAUUUCGUGAUAGUGAUUUGGAUAUUUGUAUGACCCUGGAAGGCCAUGAAAAUGCAGAGAAAUUAAACUGUAAGGAAAUAAUUGAAAAUUUGGCAAAAAUUCUUAAGAGACAUCCAGGUUUAAGAAACAUUUUGCCUAUUACUACUGCCAAAGUGCCUAUAGUAAAAUUUGAACAUAGACGAAGUGGUUUAGAAGGCGAUAUUAGUUUAUAUAAUACAUUGGCUCAACAUAACACAAGAAUGCUAGCUACUUAUGCAGCUAUUGAUCCUAGAGUACAAUAUUUGGGAUAUACUAUGAAAGUGUUUGCAAAGCGAUGUGACAUUGGAGAUGCUUCCAGGGGAAGUUUAUCUUCAUAUGCUUAUAUCCUUAUGGUGCUGUACUUUCUGCAGCAGAGAAAACCACCUGUUAUCCCGGUUCUACAAGAGAUUUUUGAUGGAAAACAGAUUCCACAGAGAAUGGUUGAUGGAUGGAAUGCAUUUUUCUUCGAUAAAACAGAAGAGCUGAAAAAGCGUUUACCUUCACUUGGAAAGAACACAGAAACAUUAGGAGAGCUUUGGUUGGGACUGCUUCGCUUCUAUACUGAAGAGUUUGAUUUCAAGGAAUAUGUAAUUAGCAUUCGGCAGAAAAAGCUGUUGACAACUUUUGAGAAGCAGUGGACAUCCAAAUGCAUUGCAAUUGAAGAUCCUUUUGACUUGAAUCAUAACCUCGGUGCUGGAGUUUCUAGAAAAAUGACUAAUUUUAUCAUGAAGGCAUUUAUCAAUGGAAGGAAGCUUUUUGGUACCCCCUUUUAUCCACUCAUUGGCAGAGAAGCUGAGUACUUCUUUGAUUCCAGAGUAUUAACAGAUGGAGAACUGGCUCCCAAUGAUCGAUGUUGUCGUGUGUGUGGAAAAAUAGGCCACUACAUGAAAGACUGCCCUAAAAGGAGAAGCAGUUUACUGUUUAGACUAAAGAAGAAAGACAGUGAAGAAGAGAAGGAUGGGAAUGAAGAAGAGAAAGACUCCCGAGACCUUCUUGACCCCCGAGACCUCCACGACAGUCGAGAGUUUAGAGACCCCAGAGACCUCAGAUGCUUCAUAUGUGGAGAUGCAGGACAUGUACGAAGGGAGUGCCCAGAGGUCAAGCUGGCCCGUCAGAGGAAUAGCAGUGUGGCAGCAGCCCAGUUGGUCCGCAACCUUGUAAAUGCCCAACAAGUGGCUGGUUCAGCCCAGCAACAGGGUGAUCAGUCCAUAAGGACCAGACAAUCCUCAGAAUGUUCUGACUCCCCAUCUUAUUCUCCUCAGCCCCAGCCAUUUCCACAGAACUCUUCCCAGUCACCUGCCAUUACCCAGUCUCCAUCCCAGCCAGGAUCCCAGCCCAAGCUUGGCCCACCUCAGCAGGGAGCCCAGCCCCCACAUCAGGUCCAGAUGCCUAUGUAUAACUUUCCUCAAUCACCACCAGCUCAGUAUUCUCCCAUGCACAAUAUGGGACUGUUGCCAAUGCACCCUCUCCAGAUCCCUGCCCCGUCCUGGCCUAUUCACGGCCCAGUGAUCCAUUCUGCACCAGGCAGUGCCCCCAGCAAUAUUGGCCUGAACGAUCCCAGCAUCAUCUUUGCACAGCCUGCUGCCAGACCUGUGGCGAUCCCUAACUCCUCUCAUGAUGGACACUGGCCUCGUACUGUGGCUCCAAAUUCCCUGGUGAACAAUGGUACAGUGGGAAAUUCGGAGCCAGGCUUUCCAGGACUAAAUCCUCCAAUUCCUUGGGAACAUGCUCCACGUCCCCAUUUUCCUCUUGUCCCAGCUUCGUGGCCUUAUGGUUUGCAUCAAAACUUCAUGCAUCAGGGAAAUGCCAGAUUUCAGCCCAACAAACCGUUCUAUACUCAAGCUGGUCUACCGAUGCACAGCAACCAGCCACUCCUGCUGUCUCAAGGGUAUCCGUACCUCAAUGUCAGUUACAUUCAGCAGAAAAAGUGACAUUUAAUGGAAAGCAAAACAAAUCAGGUCCUGAUUUAAAAUUUUAACACGUUUAGAUAGCUUAUUUAAAUUCUGAGACUGUUUUUAAAGACUGUAUUAUUUGUAUAUAAAUAUGAACUAUAGUUUUUACUAGUAUCACCAAGUUGAGUGAUACAAAUUUCAUCUAUUUUAUUACCCUAUUUUUAAGGGAAUUUUAUGUUUUGUUUAAUCUUGAUGAAUUGUAUAAAGAGAAUUUUAAAAAUUACAUUCUUUAUUUUCUAUUAGCUGUAUUCAUACUUUGGUUGCUUCAGACUUUAUAUAUAUUGUUCUUAAGAAUUAGGAAAAACUUUCAUGUGUUUUAAAUUUGUCACUUCUAUUCUUUACAGAAUCUUGUAGUGCCAAAAACUUUUUAAAAGGUAAAAAAAAAAAAAUAAAACUACAACGUGAAGAUUCAGAAUUUUUCUUUUACAUUCUUGUAUAUUGAAAAUAUUCAAAAUUGAACAGAGGGUUGCUUUUGUCUGUAUUUGAAGUAAUUCUAUUUUAAGUUAAUAAAUCUUUUUGACAAGAGUCAAAUUUGGUUAAUUCAUAUGGUUGUUUAGAUCAUGGAAAUAUAAUGUAACAAUUUAGAGAUUUGUUUUACUCUCAGUGAAUGGAGCAUUCUAAAUUACAGACUUAGUUUUAGAGAACUGAGGGUCUUUUUUAUGUCCUUUAUUUUACUGGAUCUUCACAACACCCAUAUGAAGUUGAUAGGAACAUAUAUUGUCUUCAUGUCUAUUCAUCAUUGGGAAACAGAGGUGCAAAACAAUAAAGUGAAUUCCCAGGUAGCACACUUCUGUGUUGGUAAGAGAAUGGAAACAUCUUUUGAAGAGUUUUCAAACACUGAGACUGUUACUGGCAAUUUGAGUAGAGGGAAGAGAUGUCUUAUUUACUGAGGUACUAGUAUGUGCCAGACUCUUCCAUUCUGAGUUCUGUUACUACCUGGAAUGCGCACUUGCCAGAAUGUGUUUAUCAGUAAUGAUUAUGGUAACUGAUUAUAGUUGAAAUUAAAACUUGUAUUGUUAGUAAUAGGUUAGCUCUUUUUGGUACUAUCCAUUGAGCUGAGGUCAUUUUGUCUAAAUCCCCCAACUAUAUAUUUGACAGGGAUUUUGGACUAAAUGAUCCUAUAGAUUUAUUUGAAAAUCUGCAGAAUACGUAAAUACAAAUGUAUUUUAAGGACAGUAUAUUAUCUUUGUUCUGCUUCCUCAGAUAUGCAUUACUUAAGUAGGAGACUACCUGGGCUUUUGCCAUAUUUUCCAACUUGGAAGAAGCUUGAAUUCUGUUGCAGGAGGGUGAGGGCUUUCCUGCCAUAUUUAUAGCCCUGAAAGGGUAUUUAUUAAAUGUUAAGAUCAGGUGUAUUUACUGUAAGUUCUUCAUUUUAAAACUUCAGUAUCUCUCAGAAUCCUACUAACUGGUGGAGUUCAUUUAUUUGUUCUGUUAAUUAGAUAGCUGGCCCAGUGUGUUUUUGUUAAAAUAUAGGCAUACCUCAGAGAUGUUGCAGACUAGGUCCCAGAUCACUGCAAUAAAGCGAAUAUCGCGAUAAAGUGAGUCAAAUGCCUUUUUUGAUUUGCCAGUGCAUAUAGCAGUUAUGUUUACACUAUCCUAUUGAUUUAAUUGUGCAGUAACAUUGUCAAAAAUGUACAUGCCUUAAUUAAAACAUACUUCGAUUGCUAAAAAAUGCUAACCAUUAGCUGAA